CAUGAACUGCCACUGUUUAGCAAAUAAUGAAGGGGUAUGGCUGACAGCAUCCAAUCAGGAGCAAGCACUUGUAUGUGGAGUGAAAUGAACUCAUCAUAGUACAGCUGUUGGGAGAGGCAGUAAAUGCAGCACAUUGCACAACCUUUAGGGAAUAUUUAAGAAAAUCUGCCUUCCUGAUUUAACAGGUGAUGUAUGAUUUUCUUUGGCAAAGUAUGAAUUAAAGUUUUUGAAAAAUGCCCGACAUACCAGUGACUCUACAGUACACUCCCCCAGAUGGAGGCUGGGGAUGGGUUGUGGUCUUUGGGUCAUUUAUUUCAAUUGGAUUUUCUUAUGCAUUUCCUAAAGCCAUUACAGUAUUCUUCAAGGAAAUCCAAGAGAUAUUCAAUACCUCAUAUAGUGAAAUUGCUUGGAUAUCAUCAAUUAUGUUGGCUGUCAUGUAUGCAGGAGGUCCAAUCAGCAGCAUUCUGGUAAACAAAUAUGGAAGUCGUCCUGUGGUAAUAGGAGGAGGUGUCCUGUGCUCUUUAGCAAUGAUUUCGGCAUCUUUCUGCAACAGUGUCAUGCAGCUAUACAUCUGCAUUGGUGUUAUGGGUGGUUUUGGAUUAGCAUUUAAUCUUCAGCCUUCUUUAACAAUUAUCGGAAAGUAUUUCUUCAAAAAGCGCCCCAUAGCAAAUGGACUUGCCAUGGCUGGGAGUCCCGUGUUUUUAAGCACUUUGGCUCCACUGAAUCAAUUUCUUUUUAAUCAAUUUGGAUGGCGGGGUAGCUUUCUAAUCUUAGGAGGUCUUCUGUUAAACUGCUGUGUGGCUGGCUCCCUCAUGAGGCCAAUUGGACCAAAGCCUGUGAAAAAAGAUAUUGAAAAAGCACCAAAGGAUGAUGAAAACCACAAGAAAAAAGAAUCUGUUUGUCAAAGCAUCAACAAAUACUUAGAUUUAUCACUUUUUAAGCACAGGGGAUUUCUAAUUUAUUUAUCUGGAAAUGUUAUCAUGUUUAUUGGCUUUUUUGCUCCUAUUGUUUUCCUUGCCCCCUAUGCAAAGCAUAUGGGUAUAGAUCAAUACUCAUCUGCUUUUUUGCUGUCUAUCCUAGCUUUUGUAGAUAUGGUUGCCAGACCAACAAUGGGAAUGGUUGCAAACACUAGAUUUAUACGUCCCAGAAUUCAAUAUUUUUUUAGCUUUGCAAUUUUGUAUAAUGGUGUCUGCCAUCUUUUAUGUCCAUUGGCCAAUGAUUACACUGGCCUAGUGAUUUAUGCUGUCUUUUUUGGAUUUGCAUUUGGAAUGGUGAGCAGCGUCCUGUUUGAGACACUAAUGGACAUUGUAGGAGCUGCAAGAUUUUCCAGCGCUGUUGGACUUACAACAAUUGUGGAAUGCUGCCCGGUUUUGAUUGGGCCUCCAUUAGGAGGUUUUUUGGUGGAUGUAACUGGAAACUAUAAAUACAUGUACUUUGUCUGUGGAGUGAUCGUGAUUAUAGCAAGUAUUUGGCUUUUUAUUGGGAAUGCUAUUAAUUACAGAAUGCUGGCAAAGGAAAAAAUGGCAACAAGUGCAAAGAAUAUAGAUGAAAAGACUGACCUGAAAGAGACCGAACCUCUCAACAACCCUGAAACACUAGAUGUUGCUACAAAGUCGUCUAAGGUGGAUGCAAAUCAGUCAGAGAGAGAGACUAGUAUAUAAUAUCAAACAUAUUUAUUAAAGCUAAAUGUUGUUAUUGUAGUAUUUAAAGUGUUACAUGGUUGGAAUACAAUGCUGAUCAAUGACUAUAUGGGCAAUAAAAGGUUCAAACUAA
Xenopus tropicalis (tropical clawed frog) is the source of this 1773-nucleotide messenger RNA. RefSeq names its product solute carrier family 16 member 7 (gene slc16a7). Lineage: Eukaryota; Metazoa; Chordata; Amphibia; Anura; Pipidae. Gene Ontology annotation, molecular function: symporter activity; transmembrane transporter activity; monocarboxylic acid transmembrane transporter activity. Gene Ontology annotation, cellular component: cytoplasm; membrane; basolateral plasma membrane. Bases 234 to 1661 code for a protein of 475 amino acids. The transcript is spliced from 5 exons. Gene Ontology annotation, biological process: monocarboxylic acid transport; transmembrane transport. The record is from RefSeq and is a predicted model, not a curated record.